Striga hermonthica is the source of this 981-nucleotide messenger RNA. Lineage: Eukaryota; Viridiplantae; Streptophyta; Magnoliopsida; Lamiales; Orobanchaceae. The record is from the annotation of a GenBank genome assembly.
AUGGCGUCAGAUGAUGUAAAACUUGCAGCUGAGCUUGAGGCAUCUACGCUUAUGAGAGCUGCUCAAUUCUUGGCGACUAAAAGGCCAUGGCUUGAUCUUUAUGGGAUCAAUGUGAGGCCGGUGGCUCCUUUUGCCAGUUUGGCUAGAAAACCAUCUGUGGAUACGGCCCUUAUACACCGCAGCUUACCUGAUGAGCUGCUUUUGGAGAUAUUCUUGAAAAUGGCUCCUUAUACACUGGGGAGGGCAGCUUGUGUUUGUCGAAAAUGGAGAUAUACGAUCCGUAGUCCUGUGUUCUGGCGUAAUGCGUGCUUAAAGGCCUGGCAGGUCUUUGGGGUGUUGGAAAAUUAUAAGAUUCUACAGUCUGAGUAUCAUGGGUCGUGGAGGAAAAUGUGGCUUUUAAGACCAAGACUACGAACAGAUGGCCUUUAUGUCAGCCGGAAUACCUAUAUUCGUGCUGGGGUUGCAGAGUGGAAGAUCACCAAUCCUGUGCAUAUUGUUUGCUAUUUCCGGUACUUACGAUUUUAUACUUCUGGAAGAUUUCUCUACAAGAAUUCGUGGCAAAAAGUGAAAGAUGUGGUGAAGAACAUGAAUUUCCGUGCUUCAAAAGUGGAUUGUGUUUUUAGUGGACAAUACACUCUCUCUGAAGAUAAGGUUGAAGCUGCUCUUUUGUAUCCUGGCAUGCGCCCAACUGUGUUAAGGAUCCGCUUGAGGUUAAGAGGGACUGCACAGGGAGCUAACAAUAGGAUGGAUCUCCUAUCACUUGUAACGAGCGGCGUGAAUGAUGCUGAGGCCAGUGGGCCCGGUGAAGACAUCCUUGGAGUAGUUGAAGGGUGGCAAGAAAACGAAACCCAUAACCCUGAUGUCCCCGCAACUUCACACAGGAGGGGUCUUAGUCCAUUCGUUUUUGUCCCAUUCGAGGAAGCUGAGACAUCUGUACUGAAUCUUCCAGUAGACAAGAUGGAUUACUUUGUACCUGGCUGA